AUGAUAUUAUCAUCACUAGUUCCCGAUUCUUCCUACAUUACUGUUCUCAAGAAAGCUCUAGCUACUGAAUUCCAAAUAUAUGAUCUUGGUGCUCUGAGGUAUUUUCUGGGUUUAGAAUUUAAGUCCUUACCUACUGAUCUACAUGCUUCUGGUCCCAUGUUCACUGAUGCAUCUCUCUAUCGUCAAUUGGUGGGUUCAUUACAAUACUUGACGUUUACUUGUCCUGACAUUACUUUCUCUGUCAAUCGGGUUAGUCAGUUCAUGCAACAUACCAUAGUUGUUCAUUAUUCUGCGGUUAAACGUAUUUUGCGAUAUCUAAAUGGCACCAAGGAUCUUAGCAUUUUGUUCCAGAAUAGUGCCUUGACCCUUUCUGCCUUUUGUGAUGCUGAUUGGGCUAGAGAUGCUAUUGAUCGCCGAUCUACCACUGGCUUUGUUGCGUUUCUUGGCUCGAGCAUUAUUUCUUGGUCGACCAAAAAGCAACAUACUGUGUCGCGUUCUUCUAUUGAAGCUGAGUAUCGGUCUUUGGCUACUACUACUGCUGACUUAUACUGGCAACGACAACAUUUAUGUGACUUGUAUGUUUAUUUGAAAGAUCCCCCCAUAUUAUGGUGUGAUAAUGUUUCAGCAAUAUCUCUUGCCAGCAACCUGGUGUUCCAUGCUCGCACCAAACACAUAGAAAUUGAUUAUCAUUUUGUUCGUGAAAAGGUCGUGCGCAAGGAUAUUUCUGUUCGUUUUGUGUCAUCCAAAGACCAAAUUGCUGAUUUAUUUACCAAGGCGCUGUCUACACAAGCCUUUUUAUCUUUACGUAGCAAACUCAUGUUUUCUGUUCAACCUUGA
Messenger RNA from Momordica charantia (bitter melon), 837 nucleotides. NCBI's taxonomy places the organism in Eukaryota, Viridiplantae, Streptophyta, Magnoliopsida, Cucurbitales, Cucurbitaceae. The record is from RefSeq and is a predicted model, not a curated record.